AUGACCCAUAAAAGUACUAUCAAUCGCACAACAAAAGUUUUACUCAUUUUAUGUGGUAUAUGGCCAGGCACUUGGUGCAUGAUAAUCUGCAGGGCUUAUUGGAUCAUUGCAUUAGCGACGGACGAGUUUUGUCAUUAUCGUUAUUUAUUAAUCCACUGGCGUACCGAUGACCUCUUCGAUUUGGCGGACUGCUUUAGCAGUUUCAUUGCGCAAAUCAAAUUGAUCACUAAGUUCUCGGUCUUUUGGUUGAAUCAGCGAAAGUUCGUCAAAAUGUUGACAAUGAUGGCGGAAGACUGGCACGACAGCGCCAACAGUGACAUCGGCACGCAUGAGACAACGUGCAAAGCGAAAUUAUCAGGUCGUAUCACUAACGCGAUGGUUACCCUUCACGGGUUAACGAUUGUUGCAUAUAGCAGCGGAAUUAUUCUCGCCGACGUCGAUGUCAACGAUCGCGAGAACUGGCUGCCCCUUCUCUUAAGGGUGGAAGUACCUAUCGAUAUACACUCGCAACUGAGAUAUAAGGCACUAUUAGCCAUGCAAUUUGUGUACCUCUUCAUAGCCGGCUGUGCGGUCGGCUUGGUGAACGCUCUACUUUUAACUUUGAUUCUACACGUGGGCGGUCAGAUGGACAUUUUGCGUUGGUGGUUGACCGAGCUUGUGCCCAAAGAGAACGAACGGAAACGCGAAUCCGUCGUCAUUAUGACCAACAAAAUUAUUCAAAAACAUCAGAAAAUUAUCGUCUUUUCCCAGCACAUUGAGGAUUUGUAUACGUACAUCACGUUGGUACAUUUCGCAUCGAACACGUUGCUAAUUUGCACUCUGGGGUUUCUUAUCGUAACUUCGAUUGGCAGUCCCGACGCUACGGAGCAGAUAAAAAGGUCCCUUUUAUUCUAUACCGUCACGACCCUCGAAGCGUUUAUAUUUUGCUUCGCCGGAGAAUAUUUGAAAAACAAGAGCAAGGAGGUGGGAACUGCGGCGUACAAUUCCGCAUGGUACGAACUGAAACCCGAGAACAGUCGGAUCUUGAUACUCGUGAUAUUAAGAGCGCAGAAACAACUGACGCUCACAGUGGGGAAAAUGAUGGAUCUCUCGUUAGAAUCGUUCACGAGUAUCAUGAAAGCUUCGGGAUCGUACAUGUCGGUGCUACUGGCGAUGCAAUGA
Molecule: messenger RNA, 1161 nt
Organism: Dinoponera quadriceps
Lineage: Eukaryota; Metazoa; Arthropoda; Insecta; Hymenoptera; Formicidae
Product: odorant receptor 4-like
Exons: 6
Coding region: 1-1161 (386 amino acids)
Biological process (GO): detection of chemical stimulus involved in sensory perception of smell; sensory perception of smell
Cellular component (GO): plasma membrane
Molecular function (GO): odorant binding; olfactory receptor activity
Source: RefSeq, a predicted model, not a curated record